Molecule: messenger RNA, 2862 nt
Organism: Leishmania major strain Friedlin
Lineage: Eukaryota; Euglenozoa; Kinetoplastea; Trypanosomatida; Trypanosomatidae
Exons: 1
Coding region: 1-2862 (953 amino acids)
Source: RefSeq, a predicted model, not a curated record
AUGUACACCUUCCUCCCCUCCUCGGCUUCGCGGACGCAGCCGCUCGACUGGGUGACGCUCAUCACGAACGCGCUAGCGGUGGCGAGGGAAGCACCAUCGGAGCAGGUUCUCAACACCCUCGUGAUGAUGCAGUCUUACGCGACCGCCUCAGCAGACGUCUUCACCAAUGUCUCCCGCGGUGCGCGAGAUGUGAAGGAGUAUGUGGCGCUGCUGUGCGCCAUGGACGAGGCGAUCGGCGCGUGGCCCUUGCGUGUUCGGCAGCUGCUGGACGUACCGCCGGUCAUCCUGGUGCCGGCUGGAGGGCCCGGUGGCAGCUUCGUCACUGUCCCGGUGCACACGCCGCGCGGCGAGGCGCUGGUGUUCCUGUUUAACGUGUCACUCUAUCACAUGAACGCUGGGCUGCACUAUCUGGCCCGCGUGCGGGCGGAUGCGUCAGUGAUGAUUUCGUCCAACGCCUCGCGACGACUGGGCGGUGCUGGCUCCGUCGCGGCACCGAACCAAAACGCCAAGCUGGCCGCCCAGCAUUGCCGCCUGGCGGUCGACGUGCUGCGCUGGUCAGAGGCCCUUCACGCAAGUCCGAGCUCCCCUUCCGCACUCGCGCUGCGCAACCUGCGCAGCCACAUACCACUGGACGUGACAAGGGACAUGGGCGUGCUGUGUUCGGCAGUGGCUAAGUACAUGUACGCCCUCUCCUCUGCAUCCACCAAGGACAAGCCGGACGUGUUGGCGAAGCUCGCCUUCGAUGCGGCGCAGCUGCAACUCCCAGGGUGCGUCUCCGCUAGCAGCUCGCUGCAGCUCUUGCCCUCCCUCCUGCUCGCUACCUACCACUACCACAAGGCCACGUGGUACUACUCGGCCAGUAAGGUGCCAGACAUGGCUGAGGCUCUCGGCCACAUGCAGUACGCCGACACCCUCCUACGCAGCUGCGACGCGCAGUGGGGAGUGGAGGAGGCGCGCACGCAGAUGGAGCACGAGUCGCGGCAAUGGUGGGGGCGUCGACUGGCGUCCUUCUUCAAAGGUGUUAGCCAGGCGGGCGCAUCGGCAGCGAACCGGCCUCGUGGCGAGGCACCUCGCCGCGCCAGCGAAGUGAGCAGAGCAGCGGGUGUUGCCAGCUCGGAUGAAGCCGAUGACAACACCGUUGUUGCGGCGCUCCAGCCAGCCACGGAGUACCCGAGCCUUCACGCGCUCCUGCUCCACGGUGAGGGCAGAUCGGCAUCCAGAGCAGCGGGUGCUGCCAGCUCGGAUGACCGCAGCGACGGUGCCCCGACGGCGGCCACAGUUGCGGAUGUAGUGCAUGUUUAUCCGUACCUCCGCCUGCUCCUGCAGGACGUGUGUGACUGCCUGCAGCGGUACAAACGAGAGAACGAGCUCGUAUUCUUCGUGAAGGCAGCGGCCGCUGACGUCGUGAGCCGUGACGUGCCGGACGUGACAGCCGCUAUCGGCGGCGGUGCGGCGGAUGCAGCGGAGGAGAGCGCGCUCUUCGAGCCUCGCGCAAGCCUCUUCGCUUCGUUGCCGUCCACGAGCACGCUUCAACUCGCUUUGGCGCAGGAGGAGGAGUGCGGGCAGGCACAGCAGGCACUCGCAAGCCUGCUCCAGCGUGUCGAGCGCGACCAGCGAACGCUCUCGCUCUUCAUCAAGCCACCGAACACCCUUCAUCAGGCCCUGGACGCGCUGGAGGCUCUCCUGCCGCAGGCGGCUCCAUGGGGUUCUCUAGAUGCUGUCGUCAAUGCAGCAGCCGAGGCGGUCGAGGCGGCUGUGCAGAACUUCGUUGACGUAGCCGCCGCCUGGCAGGAGGGCCACGACGCCUACGUCGGUGCCCGCUGCGCUGCGCAUCCUUUGCUCAAGGAUACUCGUGCUGAGCUGGCGGUGUGGAGCGAGCGAGCGGCUGUGGCGCUGCAGCGGUGGAAGAAACUUGAGCUACCCGCCGAGGUCGACUCCCGCAGCGCCUUCCUCGAUGCCCUUGUCCCCAUCAGCAGCGAGCUUCAUGCGUAUCUGAAGCAGAGCGGUGAUGUAUGCAGGGAUGCGCGAGACGUGCUGAUGUGCAGCCCCGGCAGCGUCGCCGUUGCACAGGUGCAGGCGUGCACAGCAGCGGUGGACGCGGCGAGGCAGUCUGGCAUCGAACUGUUGACGCGCGUGACCGCGACAGCCUCCCGCCGCUCGAUACCGCGGCCGCCACUGUACAGGGCAAGUGGUGGCACCCGCACGCGGAACUCGGACGACAACGGCAACGCCGCUGGCGCGGAAGAAGAUGAGCCCGCGCCGGCCCCGCAGUAUGCCGAGGCGGAGGCGGCCAUUGAAGCGAUGGUGCAGGUACUAGAAGAGGCCCCUACGGUGGUGGCCCACGUGGAGAGCGCGGCCGCGGAGCUGCGCGACAUGCAGAAGAAGGCUGUCGUGACGCCGCUGGGCCAGUUGCGUGACGUCCACUUCCUCUCCGACUCCACCAAGCAGCCCAUCAAGGAGGCAGACAAAGAGAGAGGAGGAAGAGGAGGAGGCGCCGUACGGGCGAGUGCCAAAUGUGGCGGCAGUGUCAUGAAGGCUGCAGACCCUACCAGCGGCGUCGACAACGUCGCCUCUCGAAGCACCGCUACUGCUUCCUCUCGCAAGCGCGCCGGCACCUCUUCACCGGUUGGGAAGCCUCUCUUGCCUGACCCAGCUGCCGACGACGCCUCCGACUCCGUCAGCUCCUCGCAGCUGGCAGACGCGAAAGAGGUGGCUGUCGUGGAGGGGGACGGCGCCACCAAAGCAGCAGUGAGCGGCAGCCUGCUCCGCCGCCUCAAGGCGAACAAGGAAGAGCGUCAGCAGGGGUCCCGCAGCGCGCCCGUCACUGCCUCACCGCCACCGUCCAAACGCGCGAAGCGAUGA